CGUCGAGCCGCGGGGAGAACGGGCCUCCCGCCGCCCCCCUCCAAUCGCCGGGCCGGGGCGGAGCGCUGCGGAGCGGUGACAUUGAGGGGAGCUGUGCAGGGCUGGGCCGAGAGCGGCGGCAUGUGGGGCCGAGCGGAGAAGGCUGUGAAGCUGCUGGAAAGAAACAUUCCCUGCUUUCUGAGGAUGAGUCGGGGAGUGGGGCCGAAGGUGAGCAGGAGGCUCUGCAGCAAGCCCCAGGAGGAAAGUCCAGUUCAGCCAAGAGGUCGGCCUGUUUUGCGGGUGCCUGGACACAAGCCUACAGAGUGGGAGAAGAAAUGUUUGCUGUGGGCAGGUCAUUUCAAGAAGCCAGAGGAUAUACCGGAGGUCGUCUCGCUUGACGCAAUCCGAGCAGCACAGACCACACUGCGGGUGAAGUUCAGCUACGUAAUGAUCGCCUUGACAAUAGUGGGGUGCAUAGUGAUGGUGAUCAGAGGGAAGCAGGCAAUAAAAAGGCACGAAUCUCUUACAAGCAUUAAUUUGGAGAAGAAAGCUCAAUGGAGGGAAGAAGCUUCUCAGAGCACAUCUGCUAAACCUUAGAGGAGAAAAGGAAGAAGCCACGAAUGGAGGAAGAAUAGCUAAAGUCCCAUUCAGCUCCUUUUCAGCGAGUUUCAUGUAUUUUGUGCUCAGUACUCGUGUUCAAGAAUGAAUGCAUUAUCCUGUAAUCAUUAAAAACAAUGUUUCCUUCCUGGUACCUUUCCUCCAAACCCUUUCUCAAUUCCUGUAACUUUAUUUCAUUCACUAACUGUAUAACGACUCAUUACUUCAGUUGUCCACUAUCACUGACCACUCCAGCUCCCUUCAGGAAAAAUAUGUAUUCGGUAUUUACAGGCUCCCAGUUAUUAGGCAAGUCCUUGACUUGAGAGUAAUUGCACUACAUUAACACUGUCAAAAUGAUUCAGAAGUCACUGGAAAGCUUGCUUACUUACUCUAGGUCCCAAAUAUUCUCGCCUAAGAAGAGGAGAGACAAUGAUAGUGAAAUAGCAUUCCACAGAAACAAUGUGCUGUAAAUAAGAACCAUGUUUUCUGA
Molecule: messenger RNA, 1066 nt
Organism: Coturnix japonica (Japanese quail)
Lineage: Eukaryota; Metazoa; Chordata; Aves; Galliformes; Phasianidae
Product: protein FAM162A
Biological process (GO): cellular response to hypoxia; positive regulation of release of cytochrome c from mitochondria; neuron apoptotic process
Cellular component (GO): mitochondrion
Source: RefSeq, a predicted model, not a curated record